Molecule: messenger RNA, 968 nt
Organism: Aspergillus steynii IBT 23096
Lineage: Eukaryota; Fungi; Ascomycota; Eurotiomycetes; Eurotiales; Aspergillaceae
Exons: 2
Coding region: 264-764 (166 amino acids)
Source: RefSeq, a predicted model, not a curated record
GAAUAAUCCUCACGGACUGCGGGGAGACGAGAAAUGAGGUCAUCAGUCGAUCGGAGCGCGGAAGAAGCUCAGCAUUGAAGACUCACCCGUUGCCCAUUGUCGCUCGGCAACGUAAGGCCCCCAUUUUUUCCAAUAGCGAUGGCGUUCCUUGUCUUCCUUCAAGCGACGCUCCUCCUGGGACAGGUAACUGUGUUUAUCGAUCAACACCAUGGUGGAGAAGCGGGGACAAGGUCCGUCGGGGAGGUGGAUCGGGGGAGGAUGCGAUGGAGAAUGAGGAGAAAGAGGAAGAGGGAGGGAAGAAGAGGGAGAGCAGGAGAGAGAAGAGAUUAGAAAAGAGAAUAGAGAAGUAUGUUAUAGCUUUGGACAAGUCAGAGAUCGGGGCGGGGAUGAGAACCGGAAAUGCUGGUCUAGACCCCGUCCGCCUGACAUCAUGUGCUUCCCCUCUUUCCCCUCUGCUCGCCGUCCCUGUUCUCCGUCCCUAUUCCCAGUUCCUAUUCUCUGCUCCUCCCUCUUCUUCAAUGGGUGGUCCUUAUCAGCCGAUCCCAUCGCGCUUGACUCGUCUACCGCGCGUUGCUAUGAAACUCGUGAACCGCUCCGAUAUGGGUUCCCUAUCAGGCAUCCUGCGUGCAAACAAUCCAACCAAACGAUGUCAAUGGCCACGAUAUGAACGAUUGAUUCCGUACGGUCGGUUAAAAACGAUAGUGGAUCCGGGGGUGGGGAGGCUGGAGAUGGUGGAUGGAGAUACAACGCAUCCUAUAAGAUAGAGAAAACAUCCAACCUACCCAAACGGAGAUAGAUUUCCGUCAAAUAUAGCGGCCCGACCUCCGUAGCUCAGAGAGCUCGGGCAUCGGGUAUGUUGCAAGAGCGAGAGAUGACGUGGAAUAGACAGUGAUCAACAUUUUCACGAAGGAGACUAAUCCACUUCUUACCCACCCUGGCCCGAGCUACUGCAGCCCAUACUUGAUCUC